This is a messenger RNA of Hippoglossus stenolepis (Pacific halibut), 1776 nucleotides long. RefSeq names its product small integral membrane protein 13 (gene smim13). Lineage: Eukaryota; Metazoa; Chordata; Actinopteri; Pleuronectiformes; Pleuronectidae. The coding region runs from base 420 to 686 and encodes 88 amino acids. The transcript has 2 exons. The record is from RefSeq and is a predicted model, not a curated record.
CCGCAGUCUGACUUUAUGACGCCUGUUUGGCUGUGUGUGGCUAAUGCUAGCUAACAAACACAGGCUGCAGUGAUGUAGUUCACAGAAGAGCCACUUUAACCCGAGGACACCGGCUAACGUUAGCUAACACAUGCUAACACGAGCUAACAGUCUUAUCCGGGUUUGAGGUCGCUUCACCGGGGGCUCAGUUCGCCCAACCCGCUCGCUCGCUGGCUACACGCUAGCUACACGCUAGCUAACUCGCUGGUGUGUGAGGUUAGCGAUGCGCUGCGGUUUGUUUCGGUUAGCUAGCCCAUUAGCUUAGCUGCCAGGCGGUGUUGUUGUUGUUGUUGUUGUUUUUUUGUUGGAGCUGAUAUAAACACACACACGCCACCGUCCCCGCGUUUGAUGCCGCUGCUGCUGUCAGGAGUCCGGCUAAGAUGUGGCAAAGUGUCGGGCUCACGCUGCUGGUCAUUGUGGCCACACUGGUCUGUGCGCUGCUCUUCAUGUUGUUCGGUUGGUAUGUAGUCUGGCAGCUCUUCUUAUCCAAGUUCAAGUUCCUGCGUGAACUUGUCGGGGACGCUGGCACCCCACAGGCUGAAACUCAACCGUCCGAAACCAAGAGCGAACGCACAGCGAACGCCCCGGCUCGAAAUCGGCCCAGGACUGCACGCCAAAGAGUUACCUUUCCAGAAAGCACUUCGUAGAUCGCCCCUGACGGCCACUGUGUCUCUGCACCGGAAACCGCUCUCACACCCUGAUGCUACAGACGCCACCGUGUGAUCAUCAGAGAUCCUCCCCGCCGACCCUGCACUCUACACUACUCCCCCCCUCACCAGGACACUUUAAACCAACCAGGAAGAACUUCUGGUUUCAAAGGGAAAAGCCAUUAAUGUACAUUGCUGUCCAUUUCUUUAUGUCCUCUGUUCGUAUGUUUAUGUACUGAGCAGUGACACCGGGGCUCCACUCUGUCCCACAGUCAUUCUGCAGUAGUGCCGGCCGGCUUUCAUCAGCUCCCACGCUGCUUCCUGCCUCUGGGGAGUGUUGAGCUGCUCCAACACACAAAGAGAUGGAUUCACUCUCUUGCGUACAUGUUGUAAAUCGUGUACUUUUAGCAGAUGUUGGCUGCAAAACUGUCAACGCUGAGCUCGUCUGCAUCAUUUCAACAAGAACAAACUGAAGGUAGAAACUGAAAUUGUGAUAUGUACAACUGACAACUUUAUUUACAACAGAGAGUGCAAUGAAAGGAAUGUUCACGCUGUUAUUUCCCUGUUUCUCGCACAGUGACUAACUCUGCGUGUUAUGGUGGAAACUGUCUCGUGCAGUAGAUGAUGCCCAAAGCCGACAAAUGACAAGGUUUCAUUUCAGUAAAAUGUGAAAUGGGACCUGUUCCUUGCAACUUCUCCUUCGCCCCUUUUUACACACGUUUAUACUUGAAGAGUCAGGAGAACGUUUCAAGGAAGAGACAGUUGGUGUUUUAGAAGCUGCUACAUAGUUUAACUGACGUCUCGGAGAAGAGACGAGGCAGAAAAAACUGCACGAGUCUGAACCUCCUCCCGUUCCCUGUGCCUCUGUCUGUACCAGUGCCUGUCUCGAUGGCAUCCACUGUGUGUUACCCGGCCUCCAGCAGUCACUUAGUGCUCAUUACAUGGCGAGUCGAAGCUGACCAGCGCCUGCUCCAUAUUCCCUCCAGGUACAAUGUUACUCUUGCACCUUCUUAUCAGCGAUGAUUUUUUAUUUUUUUUUUUUCAGAGGAGGAGCUGUAGCUUCAAAUAAACAACGCCAUGAAUAUACUGA